GACAGUUACUGAGUGUUGAUGUGGUUGAGUAAAACUUCCGAUCGGUAGCCUCAACGUGAAUAUACCGAAAGAUGGACUCGUUAUCGGUGUCCAGGUGCAAUAUUUUAACUAUAGGAUUUAUCAUUUCUGCAUUUUCAGCAUGUCGAUGCUCGGCAUUAUUACAAGUCGCUGUAAAUAACAUUGAAACUGCCACGGAGAGUGACACCUCCACGUUACUUGCGUGUACGUACAGCGGCGUUAGCGGGACACCGACCUCUACAAUUAUCACGUGGGAAACCACAAACCAAAACACAGGACAGAAAAUUUUUCUAAUACAACAGUUCAAUGGGUACCCGCAACAAAUUGGUCGAUAUAGUAUUGAAGAACAGGCCUCCUUACGAAUAGAUGGACCAAUCACGAUUGAUGAUGAAAGGAGGUAUACCUGUAAAGUGUCAGUUUUUGGUGUCGGUGAAAACGGUCCUGGUCAAGCGAGCGUGGAACUAAUCGUGAACAGCCCGAUCCAGGAACUGCUGAUGGAGGUCGAAGGUCAAGUAGACCUUGUUCGAGAAAGUGACAUGGUAACGAUGAUUGAAGACGAACCAAUCAUGAUCAUUUGUUGGGCGAAGCAGGCGAAUCCUGUUGCUUCCGUAAACUGGUAUCUCGGAGGUCAGGAAAUUAUUAACGGUAUUCCAGGAUUUUCCAUCGUUUCAUUCACCGAAGAGGUAGACCAACCUGGCGAUAAUCGGCUCAAUACGGCGAGCCAGUUGACAUUUACGCCAUCAUUCCUAAAUCAUCAAAGUAAAGUACUGAUGUGCACGGGAACUAACGCUGUGAUGGACUCCGAACUAACGCUCAGCGUCUACCCACGGGUACUAGUGCCGCCAAGGGAGCACUAUAUUGCUGGUUACAAUGCUGGAGAUGCGGUACCUGUCAUCGAGGGACAGGUGUUCACAUUGUCAUGUCAAGCUGAAGACAGCUACCCGGUAACAAGGCUACGGUGGUUCAGGAACGGCCAAGAGAUUGAAACUGGACUUACGACGAACAAUGUACAAUCAGAAGAUGGCAAAGUGAGCGUAGUCAGUACGUGGACAUACAUUGCAACUCGAGCAAAGAACGAUGACGGAUCGACUAUUCAGUGCGAAGCCAGCGGUGAAUCUUUAAAGCUGUCCAGCACGGUGUUUGUAACACUAGAUAUAUUAUAUCCACCAACCGAUAUACAGAUAACUGGAGACACGGCCGACUUCAAAGCUGGCAUGCCUGCCAUCGGAGUGGUAUGUUCCAGCUCCGGAGGAAAACCUGGAGCCAGAGUCAGUUGGUGGAAAGGGACCACGGAAAAAGUGACCGGAACUUUAAAUAAUAAUCGCCUCAAUAUCGCCAUGACAGCCAGUGAUAACGGCGAAUCAUACACGUGCGUUUCAAGUAAUGAUGCUAAUAUUGGAAACCCAUUAAAAAUAAAUACAGCGCCGCUGAACGUUCUCUUUCCUCCAUCAUGUGCAUCUCUGUCUGGCGAGGGCGCUGUAGUAGCAAACCAAAAAUUCACCUUGACCUGUUCAGUUUGCAGCAGCAAUCCCGCUGCAAGCAUAAUCUGGAAAAAAGGGAACAGCAUAAUCAGUGGUAGCGUGGCUGAAAACAUUAAGGGGGCAACUUACAGGCGAGGGGAGGACAAUGGAGAAGUGACCGAACAACAGUUAGAAAUAACUGUGUCUCCAUCGUACAAUGGCGUGGAAAUUCAGUGUUUUGGGAGAAAUUUGGAAUUCAGCGAUGUUGAAGUGGCAUCUCAGAAAGUACCUGUAGUAGUCUUCUUUCCACCAACCUACCCAGAAGGUUGCAUCACAUCUCUCACUGGGUAUCGCGGCUCCCUCCGUGAAGGUGACAGUCUCACCUUAAUGUGCACAUCCUGUAGUAGCAGUCCGGCUGCUAGCAUUCGAUGGUACAGGGAUGGUCAGGAGAUCCCGGGGAUGAACCAGGACAUGCUGACUAGCGGUUUGUUUGGUGGGAAAGUCACUGCUCAGGAAAUUACGCUGACUGUGUUUCGCGAGCACCACAAUCACGAUUACCAUUGCAGUGCGUUCAACAACAUGGUGCCAAACAGACCGGCUCCGUCCGAGGCCGUCAAGAUACAAGUCCAAUAUAAACCGCAAGUCAUCAACACUGAAUUCAACCGCAUGGCGGCAGCAAAUAGCGGUGAGGAAACCCGACUGAUCUGUCAGACCAACUCAAAUCCCGCUCCGCAGGUGUACUGGUUCCAUGGCAACCGACGGAUCAUAAGUGAUGGAGUACAUUUCACGGUCACCAUGGUAACAGAUGAUUCCAUCACCACCAGCGUGCUAUACAUUAAUAGUGUGGAACCGUUGAGGGACUAUGGAACCUACAACUGUACUGUCAAUAAUACGAUGGGUAUGGACAGUACGAACGUUUUUUUGGAGGGCAAAAGGAAACCCGAUUCAGUCACGGAUAUUGACGUUACCGACAAGUCUGAUUCAAUGAUGAUGAUUACCUGGACGCCAGGUUUCAAUGGCGGCGAACAAGCAGUGUAUUAUGUAAAAUAUCGACAGAUAGGUCAAUACGAUGGAGAUGAUAGCGGUUGGUUGAUGUCGUUGGAGUCGACUGACCCACCGCUAACAAUACGAGGACUUUAUGCAGAUACACUAUAUGAAAUUAAAGUUGUGAGUGAGAACAGCUUGGGAAGAACUGAAAGUUACGCAAUACAAAAAAGAACGCUGAUUACAACGGUCGGUACACGCAGUCCCAGUAGAGACGAUCCUUCCCAGAUUGGUGUUGCCAUCGGUGUCGCCGUCGCUGUGCUCGCAGCGCUCAUAGUGGUCAUUAUCAUAACUGUUAUAGUCUGCAGGAGUAGAACAAUCAGGAAACCAGAAAAACCAUCUGCAGAUUUCACAUUUUUUUCAGUGAGUUCAAAUGCAGCUGACCGGCGAAUAGACCAAAACGAUUUAUCACUAAGUUACUUUACACGGUCUAUGCCACCGGAACCACCACUAAGAACAGUUUCAGUUACACCAAACACCCUUGCAUAUGAAGUCAAGCCAGUUAUGAUGCCACACAGACAACAUAAAAAUUCAAAUUACGAAGAAGAGAAUGUGUACAGUGAAGUGCCCGGCCAACGUGAAUUGCCUGACGACGACGAGGCACCACCAUCGUAUGGUAACCUAACCCCCCCAUAUGAGAAUGCUUCACCCCAAUUACCUCAUCAAGAUCUAAGAGGAUUCGGCGAACCCUACCAAAAUAUGAUGCGUGAUCGAAUGCCUACACCGUCAACAAGCAGCCAUUCCCCGUCCGCGUCAACGUCCAGUGCCAAUGAGAAUCUACAUUUUAUGCCAAUCAGAAUCAGUGAUGAAAACCUUCCAAAAGACUCCCCAUACAGGACAAAUUCAGGGGUCUAUGUGUAGGGAUGUAUUUACCUUUGAAAUGCCUUAAUUUGCUAUGACCC
Molecule: messenger RNA, 3424 nt
Organism: Saccoglossus kowalevskii
Lineage: Eukaryota; Metazoa; Hemichordata; Enteropneusta; Harrimaniidae
Product: nephrin-like
Biological process (GO): cell-cell adhesion
Cellular component (GO): plasma membrane; cell-cell junction
Molecular function (GO): cell adhesion molecule binding
Source: RefSeq, a predicted model, not a curated record